This is a messenger RNA of Nakaseomyces glabratus, 423 nucleotides long. RefSeq names its product May24p (gene MAY24). NCBI's taxonomy places the organism in Eukaryota, Fungi, Ascomycota, Saccharomycetes, Saccharomycetales, Saccharomycetaceae. The record is from RefSeq and is a predicted model, not a curated record.
AUGAAAUCAUUCAUCACAAGUACUGAUGUCCCAAUAGGUUACAAGACACCUUCUUUCCCCUCGUUAUAUUGGCCCAUCAACGACCGGCGCUAUGACACAGCUUUUCUGUAUUUCAUAGAGGACAUUUGGAAGUUCACAUUGUACUGGACUUUCAUAUUUAAUGGAGCAUUCUACGGUGGAGCUGGUCUCUAUGCAAGUUUGACCCACUGGAAACGCGGUGGAGGCCUGUGGAUAUUUGGCAUAUAUAUGCUAUAUGCGGGGGUGCAAGGAAUGAUAAUAGGAACUGUGAUGGGAUUCCUAAUCGGUGCAAUAUACAGAAGUGGACUAUUUUCUAUGUCUACAUGGGUGCCCAUGUGCUGUGCAGUGGUCCAGAUAUUAUUGGAUGUUACUAUGAGUUAUUCCAUGGUAGGAUCAAUUAUGUGA